Messenger RNA from Henningerozyma blattae CBS 6284, 831 nucleotides. RefSeq names its product mitochondrial 54S ribosomal protein mL57 (gene MRPL15). Bases 1 to 831 code for a protein of 276 amino acids. The record is from RefSeq and is a predicted model, not a curated record. The transcript has a single exon. Lineage: Eukaryota; Fungi; Ascomycota; Saccharomycetes; Saccharomycetales; Saccharomycetaceae. Gene Ontology annotation, cellular component: mitochondrial large ribosomal subunit. Gene Ontology annotation, biological process: RNA processing; mitochondrial translation. Gene Ontology annotation, molecular function: ribonuclease III activity; structural constituent of ribosome.
AUGAAUAGACGUUUACCGAGCAAUUUAAACUCACUACUUCUUAGGUGUUCAAACGCUUCUCCUAACAUACCUUCGAUAUCUCUAAUUUUUCAUCAUCAAUAUCAUUUACCUUCAUUUAAAUAUAAUCAAAACAGUGGCUUCCCUAAUAAUAAUAAUAUAAUAUCCAAUACUCAACUAUGUACUAUAAUUUCAACUCGUUCACUUACCUAUUUACAUGCAGGUAAGAGAAUCAAUGGGUUGAAAAGAGAUCCUUCAAGUUUUUUAAUUAAUCCACAUAAUUUGGUUUAUACAGACCUAAAUGAUGACAAUUAUUAUAAUAAAAUAAAAGAAUCCUUAAAUUUAGAAGCUUAUAAUAUUGGGUUAACAAACGACCUACUAUUACAAAUAUUCACUCAUAAAUCAUUUGCACAUGGCCAAAAAGCCUAUAAUGAAAAAUUUCAACUAUUAGGUACACAUUUUUUAAAAUAUUAUACUUCGGUAUAUACAGUUACACAAGUUUCAAAUGACCAGGAUCAAAAUCAAUUAAAAUUCAAUAGAUUAGGAAGUCUAAGAUCAAAAUUAUUAAUUGAUAAAACAGUUUUAUCUAAAUUUAUUGAAUUAAGAAAAUUAAAUGAAUUUAUUUUUUGGAAACUAAGAAAUCCAUUAAAAGAUUUAAGUUAUAAUGGUUCUGACAAAGUUUAUUCUUCCGUUAUAACAGCUUUGGUUGGUGGUAUUUUAUUGACAAAGGGUGAUAAGAAAGCAAUAGAAUUUAUUAAUGGCGAAUUUUUAAAUGAUAAUUCUAAUGAAUCAACUUUAAUCUCUAUUGUUAAUGAUAAAAAUUAUAAGAAAUAA